Molecule: messenger RNA, 522 nt
Organism: Eruca vesicaria subsp. sativa (arugula)
Lineage: Eukaryota; Viridiplantae; Streptophyta; Magnoliopsida; Brassicales; Brassicaceae
Source: the annotation of a GenBank genome assembly
AUGUCAGUAGCUUCGCCUAUUCAAUGUAUCAGGAUUCUAAAUCCAUUAUCUUCAUCUUCAUCUUCAUCUUUGACAACUUCGUCGUCUUUGAGAUUCUCAACGAGUAAGCCAUGUGUAUCCAUCAUCAGAUGUUCUCAGGCGGAAGGUCCCUUGAGAAGGCCCUCGGCUCCUCCUACUCUCCGGGAGCCUUCACCUCCACAAAAACCUGUUCCUCCUACGCCUUCUUCUCUUCCUCCACCUCCACCGCAGAAACCUGUGGCUGUUGAUGGUAAAAGUGUAACUACGGUGGAGUUUCAGAGGCAGAAAGCUAAAGAGCUUCAGGAUUACUUUAAGCAGAAGAAGCUUGAAGCUGCUGGUCAAGGUCCCUUCUUUGGUUUCCAGCCCAAAAACGAGAUCUCCAAUGGAAGGUGGGCUAUGUUUGGUUUUGCGGUGGGGAUGCUGACAGAGUAUGCAACAGGCUCAGACCUUGUCGACCAAGUUAAAAUCCUUCUCUCCAAUUUCGGCAUUCUCGACUUGGAAUAA